GACUGUGGUGAUCUACACACACAAGACGUUUGGGAAUCAGAUGCAAAGCACAAGGACUGACUCGGGUGUGUACUAAAAGCACAAGGCUGGUUUAGUUUGGGGCAGAUUUGCAGUGAGCAGCCUGCAGGUGCAUGACCUAUCUCCAGGCCAGCAGCUGUGAAGACCCAGGCAGCGUUUCCUUCCUCUUCUCACCCGGCUGCUGACAAAGAGGGCACCGCUACUCACGCAAGCUCAGCCGCUUUGCAAUGUGGAAGAAGGUCUCUUUCCUGGGCGUGACGACACAACGUGACGGCAGGGGUUCGGAACGACACUGUCAGCCAGCGCUGACUCCCGGGCCAUUCCCCAACCCAGCCUCGACCUUACAACACCCAGCAUGGAGGUGGAAGCCAAGGUGAUCAGAGAGGGUUACCUCGUCAAAAAGGGGACAGUGUUCAACUCGUGGAAGGCUGUUUGGGCUGUGCUUUUGGAAGAUGGCAUUGAAUUUUACAGGAGAAAAUCUGACAGGAGUCCGAAAGGAGUUCUCCCCUUGAAGGGGAGUUCAGUUGUAUCCCCCUGUCUGGACUACAGCAAGAGAGCGUUUGUCUUCAAGUUUCGUACGGAUAAGAGUCAGGAGCAUUACCUGCAAGCCUCACACGGUGAGGAACGGGAUGCCUGGGUGAAAGACAUGAAGAGAGCCAUCCAGUUCAUCGAAGGUGGCCAAACGUUUGCCCGCAAGUCCACCAGGAAGUCCAUCAAGUUGGCCAGUGAUAUUAACUUGGGCGCGUUAUACCACUCCAUGAAGGACCCUGAGACGGGCGUGAAGGAGCACAAGUUAAAUAAAGAUAAGAAGAUCUUCAAUCACUGUUUUGCAGGUUCCUCCGUGAUAGACUGGCUGCUGUCUACGAACUUUGUGAGGAAUCGGCGUGAAGGCAUUCUGCUGUCUGCUGCUCUGGUGUGCGAUGGUUAUAUUCAGGCAGCAGAGGAGAAGAGCAAAGAGGCUGCCGAACAACUGGCCGAGAACUGCUUCCUGGACGACAGUGAUGCUUACUAUUACUUUGCUGACAGUGGCUUCUUCAGUGAAGGAAAUUCAAGUGACGAUGAAGAUGUUUUAAAGGCGGAAUUUCGAGGCGUUGUUAUCAAGCAAGGAUGCCUGCUGAAACAGGGUCACAGGAGGAAAAACUGGAAAGUGCGGAAGUUUGUGCUCCGUGACGACCCUGCCUACCUGCACUACUACGACCCCGCUGCGGGUGAGCAGGACGAGCCGCUUGGGUCCAUCCACCUCCGCAGCUGUGUGGUGACCGCUGCAGAUGACCACCCGGACGGAAAGAAAUCGGACGUUCGGGGGAACCUGUUUGAGAUCAUCACAGCGGAUGAGGUGCACUACCUGAUGCAAGCUGCCACACGCGAGGAACUCACAGAAUGGAUCAAAGUCAUUAAAAAAGUGGCCAUGAGUGGGAAAUGAAGGCAACGUUAAAACAAUGAAGGAUGGCCAAUAUUCUAGGGCAACUCAAGAUAUGUUGUAAAGAUGUGUAGUAUUAACCCCACACUCAAAUAUUUAACCCUUUAUCAACCACAUAGUUUAGUUUACUGCCAUGUGUACCGAGGUACAGUGAAAAGCUUCUGUUGCGUGCUAACCAGUCAGCAGAAAGACAGUCUGAGGAAGGGUCUCGACCCGAAACGUCACCCAAUCCUUCUCUCCAGAGAUGCUGCCUGUCCCGCUGAGUUAAUCCAGCUUUUUGUGUCUGUAUUCACCAGAAACAUAGAAACAUAGAAAUUAGGUGCAGGAGUAGGCCAUUCGGCCCUUCUAACCAGAAAGACAAUACAUGAUUCGAAUCGAGCCAUUUAAAGUGUGUAGGAAUGUUGCUGUGGGUUUAGCGAUGUAUGAGUGUGGUAGAUAUAAUUGUGGAACUGCUUGUGUGGCUAGCACGCUUAUAGUCUCCUGGGCUGCGCGCCCGCCAUCUUGGAAACAUCAUCAACUAUGACUGAUCACUGCUAUAAAUAAAACCCUGCCUUGUGAAUAUUUCUAACCUAGUACAGAAAUUGGCCAGCUGUAUUUCAUUUCCUGUUUAUUGUUGCAUGCCUCAUUAACUUUCUAUUUUCGGAUAGGUAUUUCCAAAAGCAUACAAGUUAAGUUCAGUUUAGGCAAUAGACAAUAGGUGCAGGAGGAGGCCAUUCGGCCCUUCAAGCCAGCACCGCCAUUCACUGUGAUCAUGGAUGAUCAUCCCCAAUCAGUACCCCGUUCCUGCCUUCUCCCCAUAUCCCCUGACUCCGCUAUUUUUAAGAGCCCAAUCUAACUCUCUCUUGAAAGCCUCCAGAGAACCGGCCUCCACCGCCCUCUGUGGCAGAGAAUUCCACAGACUCACAACACUCUGUGUGAAAAAGUUUAGUUUAUUGUCACGUGUACCGAGGUACAGUGAAAAGCUUUUGUAGCGCGCUAACCAGUCAGCGGAAAGACAACACAUGAUUACAGUCGAGCCAUUCACAGUGUACAGAUACAUGAUAAGGGAAUAACAUUUAGUGCAAGGUAAAGACAGCAAAGUCCGAUCAAGGAUAGUCCGAGGGUCACCAAUGAGGUAGAUAGUAGUUCAGCACUGCUCUCUGGUUGUGGUAGGAUGGUUCAGUUGCCUGAUAACAGCUGGGAAGAAACUUAUAGCUAAUAUUGUCUGAUGUUGAUGAGUCAGGUAUAUACGUCUGCAACUGAUUCAGUUAAGAAGUGAUGUGAUUUAUAUUAAUCACUCAUCAUGCUUUGCUUACGGUGUCUAUUUUGUAAAGUCUAAAGCAAAACUAACACGUAUUAUUAUCACGUGCACCGAGGUACAGGCUUCUUCUUCUUGCGUGUGGCGUGUGGCAUGUGGCGUGUGGCAUAUGGCAUGUGGCGUGCACAGCCUAAAGUUGUAGGACAACUUGUUCUGUUUGAUCUUAUUUGAUUGUGCACACCGGGUUGAUUGCAUUCGUCGAAACAAGGCGGACUACGUGAAGGUUGCAAUCUCCCCCCCGCCCCGAGGUACAGUGAAAAGCUUUUUAUUGGGUGCUAACCAGUCUGCGGAAAGACAGUACAUGAUUACAGUCGAGCCAUUUACAGUGUACAGCUACAUGAUAAAGGGAAUGAUGAUAAAGUCCGAUCAAACAUCUUCCGAGGGUCUCCAAUGAGGUAGGUAGUAGUUCAGCACUGUGAUAUAGUUGUUGGUAGGAUGGUUCAGUUGCCUGGUGAUAGCUGGGAAGGAUGAAAAUAUGUGGCCCAUUAGUUAGAUUGCACCAAGCAAUUAUGCUGAUGUGUGGAUCCAAACCUCAACCUCCCCUUCCCCCUACAUUCCUUCCUCUAGCUUCACAAUUUGCAAGUCUUCAAUCCUUUUGUCUCACUCCUGUCCAUUCAUUGCUGGCCUUUGUCCAACCAUCUGUCUGAGGAAGGGUCCUGACCCGAAACGUCACCUAUCCACGUUCUCCGCAGAUGCUGCCUGACCCGCUGAGUUACUCCAGCACUCUGUGAAACGUCACCUAUCCAUGUUCUCCGCAGAUGCUGCCUGACCCACUCAGUUAUGGUGCAACAGCAUCUAUGCAGCUAAGGAAAUAGGCAACGUUUCGGGCCGAAACCCUUCUGGAAAUAGGCAACGUUUCGGGCCGAAACCC
Leucoraja erinaceus (little skate) is the source of this 3606-nucleotide messenger RNA. RefSeq names its product pleckstrin (gene plek). Gene Ontology annotation, biological process: intracellular signal transduction; actin cytoskeleton organization. NCBI's taxonomy places the organism in Eukaryota, Metazoa, Chordata, Chondrichthyes, Rajiformes, Rajidae. The transcript has 9 exons. The record is from RefSeq and is a predicted model, not a curated record. The coding region runs from base 374 to 1441 and encodes 355 amino acids. Gene Ontology annotation, cellular component: plasma membrane.